Messenger RNA from Naegleria fowleri, 2694 nucleotides. RefSeq lists its product as uncharacterized. Lineage: Eukaryota; Heterolobosea; Eutetramitea; Acrasida; Naegleriidae. Bases 1 to 2694 code for a protein of 897 amino acids. The transcript has a single exon. The record is from RefSeq and is a predicted model, not a curated record.
AUGCACAGGUUCUCCUCUUCCACCAACAACGACAACCAUUCAGACAAGCAGUUGAAUCUCUCUCAACCAUCACCCGCAAGCCUUCAAGAACUGGAGGACAUUGGUGUGAUGAGUCAAUACAAAGUCUACAUCAACAACAACAGCAUUGGUGAGGAAGUUGAUAUUGCUCAACAACACACCAACAAACACCAUCAUGACACCUCAACAACAAGUAAUGAAAUGGCAUCCUCCAAUUGUUUUCAUCAAACAAAUCAUCAUCAUUGCCUUUCUUCCAACCAUCCCACACCAUCCACAACCACAACACCAUCCAAUGCAUUGUCGUCUUUAGAAAACAAUGAUGGAGUUUCUCAGUCAAAGAGAAAAACUCUCAGACUGUUUCGUAGAAGUACCAACAAUAACAAUCAAUCGGUCAUGUCUUCGCUGUUUACAAUUGAUGCACCGAAUGACGAAAAUGAAGAUUUUGAGUCCAAAACUCAUUCCAGCCUCUCUAAAAAAGGAAACUUUAAUUCCAUACGAGUGAAAACAGUUUCUAUUCUUUCUUUAAUGUUUUUUCUCACCGUUUUAUUAUGUUUUGCAAUUCUAAUUGUUGCAUUUCACAUCUCUUUUUCAAAGAUUGAAUAUCAAACCAUUUUACAAAGCAGUUUACGAGUUCUAAGAAGCAUGACCGAUAACUUUUAUGCCUUGGAAAACAAAAUUCUUGAUUAUGCGCCAUGGAUUGAUACAGCCAACUUAUUUAUCUAUAAUGGAGAUCCUAAUCGUGUGAAAGCCUAUUUUGAUGAAAACUUUUUCUGUGCACAUUUGGCACAAGUGAAAUUAUCUUUUGUGUCUUUAUAUUAUUUAAAUGGAACAAUAUUGAAAUCAUUGGCAUGUUACAAUGCAACAUUGGAAGAGAACCUUCCAGUAGAAAUGGAACAAUUACAUCCAGAACAUUACUUUAUCAAAGACAUGACCAUUUCCACCACACGAAGGGCUGCCUAUCUAUUACCUUCAGCAACCAAUGUGAAUCAUCCUGAGGAGUUUGCCAUGAUGGUUGCAGUCCCUGUCACGACGACUGAUGCUGAUACCACCACUUAUGGAGUCAUGGUCUUUGGAAGAUAUCAAUCCAAUUCAAUUAUUCAAGACUUGACUGCCAAAACUCAAGUCUGUAUUUCUUUUUAUAAUCUAAAUUCAACGAUAGGACUUGAAAUUGUUCAAUCCAUGAAAGGUCAAAGUGGUCUCUCUUCUCAGAUUGCAAAUUACAAUGCACUCACUAUUGAUGCAGAUAACAGCUCUUGGUUGUUGCGAGGUUUUUUCCAUGUUGGAGCUUUUGAUUCGUCUUCGAGUUUAUUGUCCUUGAAUAGACAUUGCGACCACAGCGGAAGUGGAACGAUUGAAGGAGUUUUAGAGUCAGAUUCCAAUUAUGGAGAACGAAUUUCAACACUACAAAUUUUGAAAGAUGUCCAUCGAGAAAAUACUGUCCUUAUAAGAUGUGACAUUUCUAGAAGUCUCUAUACGAAUGGUAUCAAUUCAUUUCUAAUAACUUGGGCAGUCAUGACAGCCAUGCUCAUUCUUCUCUCAGCUUCUGUGGUCAUUUUUGUGGAACUAGUUGUGUUGAGAAGAACCAUUCGUCUCACGAAUGGCGUUAUUCAAAUUACCAAUGAAUGGAAUAAUGAUAGUAAUUCGAUCACCAAGGGCGGUAAAUUACCAAAAUUUGGAAAAGAUGAAAUUGGUAAAUUGGGAAUGCGAGUCAAUUACAUGUUAUCUGUUUUGGAAAAGUCAUUCACUCAACUUCAAAAAGAACAUGCAUUGGCACAAAGCUUACUUGAUCGAACUUCACUCGAAGAGCAAAAGUAUAGAAAUGUCAUGAAUGGUCUCACUGAUUUUGUCAUUACUGUGGAUUCCACUUCAGGAAGAAUUAUCAAUUUUAAUGCAUCUUUUGAAAACAAAAUUAUGGGGAAAAUCAAAGAUGAAAACUCUGAGAAGAAUGUUCAAAACAAAAUGAUUCACGAGUAUUUUGAAGGAAUGACCUUGGAGUCUGUUCUUCAAAAAUUGGAAGAAUUAUCAGUCGAAAGUGGUGUGAAAAUUUGGGAAGUUUCAAUCCUUAAUAGGUUCAGAACAGGUGUUCCUGUGAAUGUGACAUGUAGUAAGGUCAAGAUUGUCAUUCAAGAAGGAGAUAUUAUCGAUGCCUAUGUCAUGAUGGCAAGAAACAUGUCGGAUCAACAAGAAUUGAAAAAAACAAUUCUCUCGCAGCAACAACAAUUUUCUGAGCAACAACAACACUUUGAAUUUGAAUAUUACUGGAAGAAUCCAGACAUGCGCAACAAGUUGAGAAUUUUCUGUAUGAAUGAAAAGUCGUAUGAGAAUUUCAAAUUCCUCGAAGAAGUGGAAUCUUACAAAAAGAUGAAACGAACACAACACCGAGCCAACAAACAGCAAGAAAUUAUUUCACAAUUUCUCACUAAGGAAAGCAAAUAUGAAUUGAAUAUUUCACAAGAAGAAACUUUCAAUCUUGUCAACAGAAUUAAGAAUGGAUAUGGACAAGUCGAUCUCUUUGAUCGUUUGGCCGUUGUAGUGAGAAAUAUGUUAUAUCGAGACACUUUCCAGAGAUUCUUGAUGGAUGUCGCCAAAGAUAACGACAUGAAUACUUCGUCUUCUUUGGAUGUGGAUGAAUCAACUGACUCGAGCAGUUUGUCUCUCAAUAAUAAUGACUAUUAG